AUGGCUGUGGACGAAGCCGCUGCAUCCGAGAAAAUGAUAGAAAAUUCGGAUCCUCAAAACAAGCCCAAAAUAAACAAGUUUGCUUUAGCUUGUGCCAUUUUAGCUUCCAUGAUUUCCAUCUUGCUCGGUUAUGAUAUUGGAGUGAUGAGUGGAGCAGCUUUGUACAUACAACGAGAUCUCAAAGUAUCUGACGUCAAAAUCGAAAUCCUCAACGGUAUCAUCAAUCUCUACUCGCCGGUCGGUUCUUUCAUCGGCGGCAGAACCUCCGACUGGCUAGGUCGACGUUACACAAUUAUGCUCGCCGGUGUUAUUUUCUUCGUCGGAGCAAUCCUCAUGGGACUCUCCCCUAACUACGCUUUUCUCAUGUUUGGCCGGUUCUUCGCCGGCGUCGGAAUCGGCUUCGCCUUCCUCAUCGCCCCCGUCUACACCUCCGAAAUCUCCCCUACCUCCUCUCGUGGCUCCCUCACUUCCUUGCCGGAGAUAUUUCUGAACGGAGGGAUUCUAAUAGGAUACAUUUCGAACUACGGAUUUUCGAAGCUGCCGCUUCGGCUGGGAUGGCGGCUGAUGCUUGGAGUUGGAGCCAUUCCAGCCAUUCUCCUAGCCAUGGCGGUGUUAGCCAUGCCGGAGUCGCCGAGGUGGCUGGUGGCGCAAGGUCGAUUAGGCGAAGCCAAAAGAGUUCUCUACAAAAUCUCCGAGUCGGAGCAAGAAGCUCUGCUAAGGCUAGCCGACAUAAAAGACACGGCUGGGAUUCCUCAUGACUGCGACGACGACGUCGUUUCAGUGACCAGGCAAACCCACGGGCAAGGCGUGUGGAAAGAGCUUUUCCUCCACCCCACGCCCGCGGUUCGCCACAUCUUCAUCGCGUCGCUCGGGAUUCACUUCUUCGCGCAAGCCACGGGCAUCGACGCCGUCGUUUUGUACAGCCCCAGGAUCUUCCAGAACGCCGGAAUCAAAUCCGAUAACUACCUUCUCCUCGCCACCGUCGCGGUUGGGUUCGUGAAAACGGCUUCCAUUUUGGUGGCCACGUUUUUGUUGGACCGGGCAGGGCGGCGCGUGUUGCUCUUGUGCAGCGUUAGUGGGCUGAUUAUCUCGCUCGUGGCAUUGGGAGUGAGUCUCACAGUGGUGGCCCAUUCGGAGUCAACGUUGAAGUGGGCCAUUGGGCUGAGCAUCGCUUCUGUGUUGGGCUUCGCGUCGGCUUUCUCGAUGGGGUCGGGGCCCAUCACGUGGGUGUAUAGCUCGGAGAUUUUCCCGCUGAGGUUGCGGGCUCAGGGCGUGGCUAUUGGGGCCGUGGUGAAUAGGGUGACGAGUGGGGUGAUUUCAAUGACUUUUCUGUCCCUCUCUAAGGCCAUUACCAUUGGCGGUGCCUUCUUUCUCUUCGCCGCUGUCGCAGUUGCUGCAUGGAUUUUUCACUACACGAUGCUCCCUGAAACACGUGGGAAGACUCUUGAAGAAAUUGAAGGGUCUUUUGGUCAUUUCUGGAGGAAGCCUAAAGCUAAAGGUCUUGAAUACGAUAAGGCCGAUGUCCAAUUGGGGAGUCGUGACCAAACUUCCACAAACGUAUUGGGAUAA
This is a messenger RNA of Sphenostylis stenocarpa, 1569 nucleotides long. NCBI's taxonomy places the organism in Eukaryota, Viridiplantae, Streptophyta, Magnoliopsida, Fabales, Fabaceae. The record is from the annotation of a GenBank genome assembly.